This is a messenger RNA of Spea bombifrons (plains spadefoot toad), 3598 nucleotides long. RefSeq names its product SRY-box transcription factor 9 (gene SOX9). The coding region runs from base 340 to 1782 and encodes 480 amino acids. Gene Ontology annotation, molecular function: RNA polymerase II cis-regulatory region sequence-specific DNA binding; DNA-binding transcription factor activity, RNA polymerase II-specific. The record is from RefSeq and is a predicted model, not a curated record. The transcript is spliced from 3 exons. Gene Ontology annotation, cellular component: nucleus. Lineage: Eukaryota; Metazoa; Chordata; Amphibia; Anura; Pelobatidae. Gene Ontology annotation, biological process: chondrocyte differentiation; oligodendrocyte differentiation; positive regulation of chondrocyte differentiation.
GUGAAGCUGGAGGCUGAGAGUCUGAGCUGGGCAAGGAAUUUGCACAAUUUCUUUUUAUUUCUUUUUUUUUUCGCAGAAAGAAUUCUCUUUGCAUAUGCUUGUAGGAGCAGGGGGGGAAAAACUGGAAGGUUAUCCUGGCUUUUUUGUUGGUGAUUUUUUUAAUUUUUUUUUUUUAUGCAGAAGAAAAAACUUUGCAGAUUUUAUGAACUUUUUUUUCUGAUCUGAGCUAGCUGUGCCUUAGCCAGUAUCAGAACUGCCAACCAGCUCAGCCUUACCUAAAAAAAAAUAAUCCAUAUAUAUUUUUUUUUAUCUUAACCAUCAAUUCUCCCAGUUUUUCGUAUGAAUCUCUUGGAUCCCUUCAUGAAGAUGACAGAGGAGCAAGAAAAGUGCAUGUCUGGGGCUCCCAGCCCUUCCAUGUCUGAUGAAUCUGCUGGAUCCCCUUGCCCAUCUGGGUCAGGUUCUGACACUGAAAAUACCAGACCUCAAGAAAAUACCUUCUCCAAGGGGGAUCAGGACAUGAAAAAAGAAACAGAGGAUGAAAAGUUCCCUGUGUGCAUUAGAGAAGCAGUCAGCCAGGUGUUAAAAGGAUAUGACUGGACUCUGGUACCCAUGCCUGUGAGGGUAAAUGGAUCCAGCAAAAGCAAACCCCAUGUCAAGAGACCAAUGAAUGCCUUCAUGGUGUGGGCACAGGCUGCCAGGAGGAAGCUGGCAGACCAAUACCCCCAUCUGCACAAUGCAGAGCUCAGCAAAACCCUGGGCAAGUUAUGGAGACUCUUGAAUGAAAGUGAGAAACGUCCUUUCGUGGAAGAAGCAGAGAGGCUGAGGAUCCAGCAUAAGAAGGAUCACCCAGAUUACAAGUACCAGCCGCGCAGGAGAAAGUCUGUGAAGAACGGACAGAGCGAGCAGGACGACGGAUCGGAACAAACGCACAUCUCACCCAAUGCUAUAUUCAAGGCGUUGCAAGCUGACUCCCCGCACUCCGCCUCGAGUAUGAGUGAAGUCCACUCUCCAGGAGAACACUCAGGUCAGUCGCAGGGUCCUCCAACCCCACCUACCACCCCUAAAACCGAUGUUCAGCCUGGGAAGCCAGACCUGAAAAGAGAAGGUCGCCCCCUGCAGGAGAGCGGCAGACAACCACCACACAUCGACUUCCGUGACGUAGACAUCGGAGAGCUGAGUAGCGAGGUCAUCUCCAACAUUGAGACCUUCGACGUCAACGAGUUUGACCAGUAUCUCCCACCCAACGGCCACCCGGGGGUCGCUUCCACCCAGGUGACCUACACAGGCAGUUACGGCAUCAGCAGCGCAUCCAGUGCCACCACCGGAACUGGACACGCAUGGAUGUCCAAACAGCAGCAGCAGCAGCCUCCGCAGCCACAGCAGCACACUUUGUCAACCCUAGGCAAUGAGCAGAACCAGUCCCAACAGCGGACACACAUCAAAACCGAACAACUCAGCCCCAGCCAUUACAGCGACCAGCAGCAACAACAUUCCCCACAACAGCUCAGCUACAGCUCAUUCAACCUACAGCAUUAUGGCACUUCCUACCCAACCAUCACACGCUCACAAUACGACUACACCGAACACCAAGGUUCCAACUCCUACUACAGUCAUGCAGCUGGCCAGAGCUCCAAUCUCUACUCCACCUUCAGCUACAUGAAUUCGAGCCAACGGCCCAUGUACACUCCCAUCGCAGACACAACGGGGGUCCCCUCCAUCCCCCAGACACACAGCCCACAACACUGGGAGCAGCCCGUCUACACGCAGCUCACCAGACCCUAGAGCGUGAACGCAGGACAAUGACUCUUUCCAAAAUGACGACUGUCAGAGCACCAUCCGCCGGCAGAUACAUGGCACCCUCUAGAGUCAGUGUGCGGCACUGCACCCUCUGCUGGCAGCCAGCAGAACUGGGUGUGACCAUAGUUAAAAGGACUUGGAGCUAUGGGGUUGACUUAAGAAAACGAGUUCUUUUGCCGUCGAGAGGACUUUGUAAUUCAGAGGUUUCGAGCCGUAACUGGGGAAGAAAAAAUUUUUUUAAAAGAGCAGAUCCUCCGUGAGGACUAUUCUCUCUCUCUCUCCGAAAUACUUUAGUAUGUACUGUGUAUGUAUCAUUACCUUUUGUGGGGAUUUAUACAUUUAUAUUUUAGACAACUUUUUUUUUUUUUUUUUUUUGUACACAAACUGAAAAUUUCCUUUGUCGUUUUUUUUUUUUCUUCCAAUUUCUUAAAUAGUUCUUAGGGAGAAUAUGCAUUUUUUUUUUUGGCUUUUCCUUCAAUCGAAAGUAUUUUUUUUUAAAAAAAAUAAAAUAAAAAUUGUAUUCUUGCAUAAAAACAUUAACUCGAAAGGCACCUGCGAAUUUUGGCCUUGAACUUUUCAGAGUUAUCAAGGGAGGCUUCUAAGAAGCACGUGGCCUUCUUCGUUACGCUAUUAAAUAGAACGAGAUUUAUUUUUUUGUGCCUCUUAUAAAUAACAUUAAAAAAAAAAAACGUAGGAAAUGUAUUUCCGCGUAUUUUACCCAAGUGCCAAUAUCGAAGUUGUGGUCAAACCACAAGUGCUCAAUCAAGUGCUCUUCUUGGUCUCAAUGACCUCCAGAAACAAACGUUAAGUUCUGCCUCCGUAAUAAAAAGUCACUUGCAGAUAAUUAAAAACGUAAAUUAUUUAUUUUAUAAGAAAAUAAUAUGGAAAUUUAAAAAAAUAAAAAAAAUAAAAAAAAAAAGGUACGGAAAGAUUCCCAAACAUUUUAAUUUUUCUUGUGUAAAAAGUAAAUAUAUUAGCAUGCUCAUUCCACUUGGAAUAAAUGCUUCUUGUUAAAUUAUGUUUUUUAGUUUUAUUUUUAUUAUUUCUGUCCUUCUUUAAUAAUUUCCCUCUUUACUUUUGUCUUUAUUUUUUUUUCCUUGCUGUACUUUUAAAUGAAGUUGUUAAAGAGAUCAAAACCAGCUACACGAAUAAAAAAAAAAAAAUAAACUUUUACAAGGUAUAUUUUUCAGAACAAAUACCCAAACUAGGGAUUUAUUUUUAUUGGAAUUUUUUUCAGAUCUAGACCUGAUUUCUAAGACCAUUUUAUCUGUUUGUUAAAAAAAAAUAUAUAUAUGCGGACAAGUAGUUUAAAACGCUUGAAUUUAAUUUUCAUUUUGAUUUUUUUUCCUUAAUUAUUAAAACAGAUAAAAUGGUUAAAAUAUGCAGGAUGCAUUAACCAUGCAGGAAGACAACCUGUUACAGAAAUCAAUAUUUUUGUAAAAAAAAAUUAAAAUAUAAAAUUUAAAUAAAAUAUAGUUUGACUUUAGCAAACAGUUUUUAACUUUUUGCUUAAAACCUUACAUUUUUUUUUCUUCAAAAUGUGAUUUUCUUUUAUUUGACAAAGUUUAGAUACCAUGAGCACUCCUUAAUUGCAGAACUUGUUACAAAAAGCAGGCCUUAAAUAUUAUUUUAACUUAAAAAAAAAACAAACAAACAAAAGGACCGAAUGCUGACUUUGUUGGAUUUUGUUCGUCUUUAAGAAAUUUUCUUUUCUUAAUAUUUUGUUCAUUUGUCUUUGUGAAUCUUAUACUUUUGUGUAUUAUUGUUUCAAAUAAAUAUAAUACAAUUUACUAAACUCGAA